Pteronotus mesoamericanus is the source of this 1095-nucleotide messenger RNA. RefSeq names its product olfactory receptor 7D4-like. Lineage: Eukaryota; Metazoa; Chordata; Mammalia; Chiroptera; Mormoopidae. Gene Ontology annotation, molecular function: G protein-coupled receptor activity; olfactory receptor activity. The coding region runs from base 1 to 1095 and encodes 364 amino acids. Gene Ontology annotation, biological process: G protein-coupled receptor signaling pathway. The transcript is spliced from 3 exons. The record is from RefSeq and is a predicted model, not a curated record. Gene Ontology annotation, cellular component: plasma membrane.
AUGGAAACAGGAAAUCAAACAAGGGUUUCCCAUUUCUUACUUCUGGGAUUUUCCCAAGACUCAGAGCAUCACCCCAUCUUAUUCUGUCUGUUCCUCUCCAUGUACCUGGUCACCGUGCUCGGGAACCUGCUCAUCAUCCUGGCCGUCGCCUCAGACUCCCGUCUGCACACGCCCAUGUACUUCUUCCUCUCCAACCUGUCCUUUGUUGACAUCUGUUUCACCUCCACCACCGUCCCGAAGAUGCUGGUGAACAUCCACACACAGAGCCAAGCCAUCUCCUAUGCUGGAUGCCUCAUUCAACUGUAUUUCUUUACAGUUUUUAUUGGAAUGGACAACUUCCUCCUGACCGUGAUGGCCUAUGACCGGUAUGUGGCCAUCUGCCACCCCCUGCACUACAUGGUCAUCAUGAACCCACGCGUGUGUGGCCUCCUCGUUCUCUUGUGUUGGUUCAUCAUAUCCUGGGCUUCUCUGGUUCAUGUUGUACUGAUGCGGAGGCUGACCUUCUGCCCAGGAACUAAAAUUCCACACUUCCUCUGUGAACUGGCUGAGAUGCUCCAGGUCGCCUGCUCAGACACCCUUGUCAAUAACGUCUUCAUGUAUGUGACUGCUAUCCUCCUGGGUGUGUUUCCUGUCACUGGAAUUCUCUAUUCUUACACUCAGAUUGUGUCAUCUUUGAUGAGAAUGUCCUCUGCAGGGGGGAAAUAUAGAGCAUUUUCCACCUGUGGGUCUCACCUCUCUGUGGUCUCCUUGUUCUAUGGGACAGGGAUGGGGGUCUAUCUCAGUUCUUCUGUGAGCCAUUCUUCCCAGAGAAGUUUGGUGGCCUCAGUCAUGUACACUGUGGUCACCCCCAUGCUGAACCCCUUCAUCUACAGCCUGAGGAACAAGGAUGUGAAGGGGGCUCUGAGAAGGCUGAUAACCCGGAUCCCACAAACACCAUGGCACUUGCCAGAGCCACACUGUAGAGGGGGACAGUCAGUAGUCUUUGGUGUGCAAAAGGAUGCCCCCAGCUACUGGCUAUCAGACCGCUGCCCGUGCUGCGUCUUCCUCAUGGUCUUUGCCCUCGAUCGCUUCUCCGUCAAGAGAGCCCCUAUUUAA